GAACUGCUCGCAGCACCAGUCGUGUAGCAGCAGUUGUACGGGUAUCAACGUUAGAUCCUCGAGUUAUUUUUUUUCAUUCACCCUAUAAGGUGAAUAAAGCAUCGCAACGAGGAGAUCUUACGAUAGCGAACGGAGAUCAUCGUCAUCGAGGAUGGUCAAGAUGGAACAUGAUGACGGAAAAAACGAGCCCGAGCACGUGCGGAAAUUAUUCAUCGGGGGCUUGGACUACCGCACCACCGACGACUCGUUGAAGAAGCACUUCGAGCAGUGGGGUGACAUCGUGGACGUCGUCGUCAUGAAGGACCCUAAGACCAAGCGUUCGCGUGGCUUCGGCUUCAUUACUUAUUCGCGCGCCCACAUGGUCGACGACGCCCAGGCGGCCAGACCGCACCGCGUCGACGGCCGAGUGGUCGAGCCGAAGCGCGCCGUGCCCCGCCAGGAGAUCGGCCGCCCCGAGGCCGGUGCCACGGUCAAGAAACUCUUCGUCGGCGGUCUCAAGGACGACCACGAGGAGGAAGAUCUGCGCAUGUACUUCCAGGGAUUCGGCAACAUCAACUCAGUCAGUAUUGUCACGGACAAGGAGACGGGCAAGAAGCGUGGCUUCGGUUUCGUCGAGUUCGAUGAUUACGACCCCGUUGACAAGAUCUGCCUGCAACGCAACCACUCGAUCCGCGGCAAGCACGUCGACGUCAAGAAGGCCCUGAGUCGCGCCGAGAUGGCCUCUGCAAGCAGCGGCUCUGGUGGUGGCGGUGGCUCCGGAGGUCGUGGCGGCUCCGGUGGUGGUUCCGGUGGUGGCUCCGGCGGUGGCGGUGGCGGCCGCGGAGGACCCCGGGGCAGCAACCAGGGCGGCGGCGGCAACUGGGGUGGUCGCUCCGGUGGUGGCGGCGGCGGCGGAGAUUGGAAUCAGGGCGGUGGUGGCGGUGGCUACAGCGGUGGCGGUGGUGGCGGUGGCGGUGGCGGCAACCAGUCCUGGGGUAACUCCGGACCCUGGGAGAGCCAAAACCAAAGCGGCCCAUGGGGCGGUAACCAAGGUAGCGGCAACAACGGCGGCUACAACAGCGGUGGCGGCGGUGGUGGCGGCAACUGGGGUAAUGACAACUUCAGUGGCGGCUAUCAGCAAGGCUACGGAGGUGGCCCAAUCAGAAAUAACUUCAACUCUGGUGGCAGACCAACUCCAUACGGAGGAAGCGGUGGUGGCGGAGGCGGAGGCGGUGGAGGCUACGGAGGUAGCGGUGGCGGUGGCUACGGCGGUGGUAUGGGAGGCGGUAUGGGUGGUGGUGGCGGUGGCAGAAGGUACUAAAUCUCUUCCGCCCGUCAUCCCCAUGACCAGUCUCCCUCGACUUGCAUACGGUGAUCCCACUCUACUUCUUGCCUUCUAAUCGCAUACCAGUACUUUGGUACUGAAUUAGUGUUGGAGCAGGCAGGCAGGCUAUAAAAAUCAGGCUAGCAGGAUUGAAUGAAAAAAGGGAACAGUGAAUUAAGGCAUUAAGCAAAUGAAUUUGCAAAAGAUGCAGGAAUAUUAAGAAUAUUCAGGGAAUAAGAAUCAAAAUAUCCUUGCAGGCAGGACAAUCAGGCUACAAGAAGAGAUUGCUAAACUGUACAUACACAUAGAAUGCAAGUCAGGGAGUCAUAAGCCCUCUUAAAUAUAGUUUUAAAAUAAAUUUUUUUUUCAAUGAAAAAAAAGCAAAACAAAAAAAACCGAGAGUGCACCAAAAGAAUAUGUCAUUUGUUUUACAAGUCAACGUGUAGUAUACGUCGCGCAAUAUUCAAUUCAAUUUAUUAAUCAAUUUGAAUGAGUUAGUUACAUCUCACUCAUAAUCGUCUUCAGAUUACUUUAGCACAUCCAAUUAUAAAUGACCAUUUAAUUAUCACCUAUGUAAGCGCGUUGACCCAAUAACUUCAACAUUAACUGAUAAACUAGUAUGCAAACAUUUUUGUAAUACUACAUUGGAGUAAACUAAUGUAACAAAAAUUUCAUCCAAACUUCUCUUAAAUGCGCAUGUUAUAUAAAUUAAUAUAUGAGAACAUAUAUGUUGAUUUAAUUUGUUCAUCUGUAUUUUUGUAUUUUUAAUGAACUAUGGACAAACUUUUCCACUCAAUUUUUUUAGAUAAUGGAUUGAAAUUAUCCACAAUAGAAUUUGAUAGUGUGUAAUGUUUAAGUUAUAUAAUAGGAUGAAGACAACUUUGAAGCAGAAUUCGAAGCUUAGGUAUAUCAAAAUGUGCUAGCAUGUGUAGGUUGCCUAUUGCUUAGAUCAAUAAGCACGUAAACCAUGUCGAAUCAAACUACUUUUAUAAUUUGUAAAUGUCUUCAAAACAGUUAGUGAAAUAAACGGAAUCAAUAACUUUUUUUAAUGUUCAUUAAUUUUCUUAUUAAUCAUUUGAUAGUUUAGUUACUAGGAAUGCUGUCAUUUGAAAUUUGGUUGAAUUAUAUAUGUACGCAAGGAGAAAUCUAAUAAUUUGUAACAGUAUUAAUUAAUUAUUGUAAAUAUAUAAUAUUCAUAUACAAA
This is a messenger RNA of Trichogramma pretiosum, 2507 nucleotides long. It is a transcript of the gene Hrb87F, whose product is annotated as heterogeneous nuclear ribonucleoprotein A1, A2/B1 homolog. The coding region runs from base 152 to 1300 and encodes 382 amino acids. The transcript is spliced from 4 exons. Gene Ontology annotation, molecular function: RNA binding. Lineage: Eukaryota; Metazoa; Arthropoda; Insecta; Hymenoptera; Trichogrammatidae. The record is from RefSeq and is a predicted model, not a curated record.